UCUAAUAAAGAGAGAGCGUUCUCUCCUCGCAACCAGCUUUCCGUUCUCACUCUUUUCCAAGAAACCCCAGACACAAAAGCCAUUCAAGAAUCCCUCCUUCGGCGCCGGUUCGAUAGUCCAGAAGAGGAGGGAGGAGGGAGAGGGACGGCGGUCGAGAUGGGCGACGAGAGGAGAGAAGAGAAAGGGAGCCUCGUUCUGGUGGCCAGAAAGAGCUGCUUCGGCCUCCCCACUGCCUGCCCUUCCUGCCUGCCCGUCUACAUCUACCUCCGAUUCGCCGAUGCCUCCUUCGACAUCCACUUCGAUGUCUCCAAUCCCGACUCUGAUCAUGUACCAUAUGUUGAGUUUGGUGAUUAUGUUGCAUUCAACAAUGAGAAAGGAGGAGUUAUUGAUUGUUUGAAAGAAGAUAGUAUUGUUGAUUUGGACUCAAAACUUCCAAGUCUUUCAGUUCCUGAUUGGGUAUCUACAAAAGCAAUGAUCAGCUCUUGGCUUGCAGAAGCGGUGCAAUAUGAACUUUGGGUGGCUUCUGAUGGAAGUAUUGCCGAUAAGAUAUACUUCUCUGAUCUUCCAUGGCCAAUUGGAAAGAUCCUUCAUUGGAAGCAAACUCGAGCUGUGAAGCAACAAUGCGGGAUAACCAGUCUUAAUGCUGUGGAGAAAGAGGCAGAGAUAUACAGAAAAGCAAAUGUGGCAUAUGAUGCUCUCUCUACAAGGUUAGGAGCACAGGACUUUCUGUUUGACAACAGGCCUACAACUGUGGAUGCAAUUUUCCUUGGACAUGCUCUUUUUGUCCUUCAUGCAUUGCCGGAUACUUCAGUGCUGCGGGACAGUCUCUUAAAGCAUGCCAAUCUAGUAAAAUAUGCUGAAUGUCUUAAGACUGACUAUCUGGAAGCCAGCUCAUCAUCGUCGUCGUCGAUACCAAGAUCUCCAUUUGAUGCAUCAUCAUCAUCAUCAUCAAUGCCUAGAAAAAGUGCCUCCUCACGAUGGAGAUCUGAGCCCAAGCCAAAAGCUAAAAGGGAGAGGACAGUGGAAGAGAAAAUUUUCAGAAGAAGAGCCAAGUACUUCCUUGCAACACAGCUUGUUGCGGUUAUUGUAUUCUUGUCACUUUUUGGAGGGGCUGAUGGUUCUGAAGAUGGUUCUGAAGAUGCCGGAGCAUAUGAAGAAGACUAAAAGCUUGCCAGUGUUGUACGGAUAAUUUGUCCAUCCAUACAUCAGAAGUUGUAGCUUUUCAGAGGUUUCUUUACGGGGUUCUGUUUUUGCACAUUGAUUUUCUAAUCAAAUUUAAUAAAUUCCAGUCACUUGUAUCAUGCACUAGAAUUUUGCCAGUCAGUUUUAUGUAACAAUUGAUAUUUUACUUUUCUGAACAUCAAUCUGGGGUUCCAGGUGCGGACAUGGAGUAACUGCCAUGAGAUCUUGAUUUGAUGUCCAUGGUUGGUAUAUCCAUUCUUCAGUUAAUCACAACAACACUUCUAGCA
This is a messenger RNA of Elaeis guineensis (African oil palm), 1469 nucleotides long. RefSeq names its product mitochondrial outer membrane import complex protein METAXIN. The record is from RefSeq and is a predicted model, not a curated record. Gene Ontology annotation, cellular component: SAM complex; cytoplasm; mitochondrial outer membrane. Gene Ontology annotation, biological process: mitochondrion organization. NCBI's taxonomy places the organism in Eukaryota, Viridiplantae, Streptophyta, Magnoliopsida, Arecales, Arecaceae.